Molecule: messenger RNA, 1500 nt
Organism: Lactuca virosa
Lineage: Eukaryota; Viridiplantae; Streptophyta; Magnoliopsida; Asterales; Asteraceae
Source: the annotation of a GenBank genome assembly
AUGCAGCUCUUUCAAGUUUUGCAUUUACUUUUCUUGAUCUUCUUAACAAAAGCCGAGAAAAUUAGCUUAAAAGGUUGCAACGAUACAUGUGGGAACGUCAAGAUUCCAUUCCCUUUCGGAAUUGGAAGAAAUUGUUCUCUGAACGAAUGGUACAACGUUGAUUGUAACUCCUCGACACCUUAUCUGUCUGCACUCAACAACUCAGAGGUCUUGAGUGUAAAUAAACACUAUGGAUACAUGGGAGAGGUCACUGUUAAGGUCUCCAUGACUUUUGAUUGCGUGAGACCAGUGCAGCAUAGUACUCCUGUCCUAAGCAAUGAGAGUCCCUUUUCUAUUUCCACUUCUGCUAACAACCUCUUCGUUGAGGGGUGUGGCAUUAAUGCUGACGUCAUGGUGAAUGGGACUACUGUUGCCAGUUGUUCAACGAUUUGUCGAAAUGGUACUGUGAGUGAUAGAAACAAGUGCUUUGGCAUUGGUUGUUGCCAAGCUACGAUUGAGAAUAGGACUGCUGAUGAAUGGUACGCAUACUAUAAUCGUCCCACGAAUAUCAAGACGUUUAGGUUGAAUGUAACAGGCUUGGAAGGGCAGGCUAGAAAUGAAACAUGUAGGUCUGCCUUCGUGAUGAACAGUUCAUACUUCAAAGCAGGCUUUCAAAUUGACAGGGACAACACUUAUGUUCCGAUAACACUUUGGUGGUUUUCAUUUGAAGAUGACAGCAAUAGUUCACCAGAAUGCACAAAGUGUAAAAAGAAAAGAGGGUAUUGUUACGUAAAUCUUGACGCUGCAGCGGGUACAGGUUGUUAUAUUUUUAACAAAACCAAAUUUGGUUUCAUUCUGGGUGGUAUUAUAAGCAUGGUAUUGCUUUUUCUAAUGGCGAUCUGCUAUGCAUCGUGCAAGAUAAUCAAGAAAACUAAAGCAAAGAGAAGAAAACAAAGGUUUUUUAAACGCAACGGUGGAAUGGUUCUUAAACAACAACAAUCAACUAAUGUUGAUAAAACCAUACUUUUCACCUCCAAAGAAUUGCAGAAGGCGACCGACCACUUUAAUGAGAAUAGAAUCCUUGGUCGGGGAGGUCAAGGUACUGUAUAUAAAGGUAUGUUAACCGAUGGUAGGAUCGUAGCAAUCAAGAAAUCAAUGGUGGUUGAUGAAAACCAAUUAGUAGAGUUCAUCAACGAGGUAGUCAUUCUUUCACAGGUCAACCACAGGAAUGUAGUCAAACUAUUGGGAUUUUGCCUAGAGACUGAGGUCCCACUACUUGUCUCCGAGUUCAUCUCAAAUGGUACCUUAUAUGACCUCAUUCAAAAUGAAACCAAUGAAUUUUCAUUCUCUUUAUACAUGAGAUUACAAAUUGCUACCGAGGUCGCUGGAGCACUUUCUUACUUACAUUCGGCAACCUCCAUUCCGAUAUAUCAUAGGGAUGUCAAGACGACUAAUAUACUUUUGGAUGAAAAGUAUAGAGCAAAGGUUCUGAUUUUGGAACUUCAAGAUUGGUAUCAAUAG